Rhinichthys klamathensis goyatoka is the source of this 1068-nucleotide messenger RNA. RefSeq names its product RAB8B, member RAS oncogene family (gene rab8b). Gene Ontology annotation, molecular function: GTP binding; GTPase activity. The record is from RefSeq and is a predicted model, not a curated record. NCBI's taxonomy places the organism in Eukaryota, Metazoa, Chordata, Actinopteri, Cypriniformes, Leuciscidae. Bases 159 to 782 code for a protein of 207 amino acids. Gene Ontology annotation, biological process: protein secretion; protein localization to plasma membrane; cellular response to insulin stimulus. The transcript has 8 exons. Gene Ontology annotation, cellular component: plasma membrane; synaptic vesicle; endosome.
GCGUCACGACAGACACGCCCAGUCUUUUCCUCCUCACUGCUGUGUGCAGAAAAGUCAGGAAACACAAGUUCAACCGCAUCUUUUAUGUACCGUUAGCCGAAUACCGUUACUCUGCUACCGAUCCAAAGCAAGGUAGCCAGGCAGGAGAAACAGGAAACAUGGCGAAAACGUACGACUAUCUGUUCAAAUUGCUGCUCAUCGGAGACAGCGGAGUGGGCAAGACGUGUCUGCUGUUUCGAUUCAGUGAGGACGCGUUUAACACCACUUUCAUCUCCACUAUAGGAAUUGACUUCAAAAUCAGAACAAUUGAGCUGGAUGGGAAGAAGAUCAAGCUUCAGAUCUGGGAUACAGCCGGACAGGAGAGGUUUAGAACCAUCACCACUGCAUAUUAUAGAGGAGCAAUGGGAAUUAUGCUGGUGUAUGAUAUCACAAAUGAGAAAUCAUUUGACAACAUCAGGAACUGGAUCAGGAACAUUGAGGAGCACGCAUCAUCGGAUGUGGAAAGGAUGGUAUUGGGUAACAAAUGUGACAUGAAUGACAAGAGACAAGUUUCAAAAGAAAAAGGGGAAAAGCUAGCUAUUGAUUAUGGAAUCAAGUUCUUGGAAACCAGUGCAAAAUCUAGCACAAACGUUGAAGAGUCCUUUGUCACUCUUGCUAGGGACAUCAUGACCAGACUAAACAGAAAAAUGAAUGAGAAUAACCCUUCGGGUGGAGGAGGAGCAGUGAAAAUCACAGAGAGUCGGUCUAAGAAGCCAAGCUUCUUCCGCUGCACUCUGCUCUAACCCAGCAACUCAGUGUGUGAAUGACUUCAAUCAUUUCUCUAUGUGUGUUUGAGCUCAGUGUGUGUGUGUUUAUGCGAGAGUUUACAGUACCACUGGACUUUCAGCUGUUAGCUGCUGCUGAGAGCUCUGGACUUUAGUCUGCCUCAUCUAAGGCCUGAAGAAAGUAUGCUAGAUAAAAGACUCUUGAGCUGUUCCCAAAACAUUUCUUUUAAACCAAAAUAUCCAUCCACCUUAACCCUCCCUGGGCCAAUCAUAAUUUAGUGUUGCCUGAUUUGAAUUUUGAAAA